Molecule: messenger RNA, 4453 nt
Organism: Cladocopium goreaui
Lineage: Eukaryota; Dinophyceae; Suessiales; Symbiodiniaceae
Source: the annotation of a GenBank genome assembly
GACUCACCGCAGAAAAGUUGGCACAAGCUGCUCGGGUGAGCAAAGAUACCGGUGCUUCUUUCCAGCAGAUCAGAUGUUGAACAAUGCUGGGGUUCCCAGAGAAGUGAAGGAUGCCAUGCAGGCCAUGCAUGGAGCAUCCAGUGCCGUGCUGGGUACAGAUGGUCACCGUCAGUUUUGCCGUCACGAAGGAGUCGCUUAUAUGGAGACUUUCGGCCCACCUUUGAUUUUUCUCACACCGAAUGUCGCCGACACGCAACAUCCGUUGCUUUUGGUCGUGCAGGGUGAGGCAAUUGACCUUGGGCAUAUCAGUGCCGACAUGGCGCCCACGCUGCCAAAAUAUCGGGACAUGCUUCGCCGAUUGGCGCAGGAUCCGGUUGGGCAAGUGCUGCAGUUUGAACUUUUGAUGAGGUUGUUUUUGCAGCAUGUUUUGAAUGUGCGACCAGAGACGUCAGACUGCCGCCGCAACUCGGUCAGGGCUGCGUGCCGCGAGUGGUGCAGCGAUGGCGCAGCGGCCGCGUCCACCGGAGCAGGUGCUGGCGUUUCGUGGAGGUGGCCCGGAAUCUGUGUAAAUACGGAUUUGUUGCGGGAAUUGCCAGAGAGGACAGCAGAACAAGAAGAGUACCUGGCUUUGGUUUCUGAAGACGACUGGCGACGACCCACAGUAGAAGUUGAAGUGGAAGCAGCAGGCUUGCAGAGCAUUUUCGCCACACCUAUCAACCAGUUGUCGGUGGCAACCACUCCGAGUUAUCGCUUGCGGCCCUUGCUGUGUGAUCCAAGUGUUCCAGAAUUGGACGCGCAUGCUUGGCGGGAAGCCUUUCAGCAAGAUUUGCAUACUUUGAUGCCUUCGCUUCUUCGACAUGUCUGCACAAAAUCUUGCUUCAAAUACUCGGAUCAAAGUUCUGCCACUUUCAAAAUUUGUCGCCAUGGCUUUUACCACGUUGUUCACGUGUUUGAUGGCUGCCGCGUGCGUCGCAAAGGGAAGUCGUUGCGACCUUGUUUACACAUUGGUGGUGCAGAAGAGGGCGCUUAUGGCAUGGAAGGACGGUUGCGACCGAUUCAGUUGAGUCCUUUCGAAUGUCAAAGUUCGUACGGUGGCACAGUGUCAGGGAGGCACAAUUUGGACUUACAGGACAUGCGGCGAGUGGUGAGCCCUGUUUUGUGGUUGGAUUCUGAUGAUCAUCUUCCUCAUGUCGGUGCUGUGACGUCCUUGGGGUAUAUGGCUUUUUAUGAAUGGACUGGGAAGGGCUACGAUGUUCGACGAGAUGCUCCUGCGGGCCCGGUGUCUUGGUUGUGUCGGAGGAAGUUGGCGAAAUCUUUUCGCGCUGGAUGGCGUCGGGCGUACAGGUUGAAAUUUGGAUUUGCAGAAGCGGCAGAGAGCGGGACACCCGCUGAGGCAUCUGAGACGCAGACGGACACACCUAUGACCUGCGAUGUUGCUGAUAGUUUUGCAAACAGCGGUGAUACUUCUUUGGCACAAGCAAUUCGCGUCAGUGUGAAUGAGGCUUUUUGUGAUGGCAUCAACACCGGCUUCUAUGUGAACAAUUACACCACGAAACCAGGUCCGGGUCUAGCAACCAUGUUGGAGGAACUACAAAGAGGCAUCGAACGUCUGGAAGAUGAAACCAAAGAGCGUGAAGAAGCUCGAAAAGCGGCGGAAGCAGCAGCUCAUGCUGCUGGAGAACAUCUGCCAGGACGCCGGAACAAAAUAUUUGCUGAUACGCUGCGGACCUUGACGCGACUGACGUCAUCGUACCGCCGCUGUCACUGGAAGAGUGCUGCUGAAAUUAUUUUUCCGUUGUUAUUCCAGCAUUUGACCUUUGCUUCCCACAGGACUUGGAAACUCUAUGUGAAAAAGGCAGUUUUUUUUGCCGUGGAAGCUUGGCGACGUCAAUACGGCCAUUCCGUCUUGCAGCAUGUUAUUGACAAGGGCGAUGGAGCGGAGCCGGUCAUUUUCAGUCGACCUGGCGUGGACGAUCUGGUGCUAAAAGGCUGGAGAAGAGUUCGUCGAGUGGAUCCGGAGAGUGGCGCUGUGGACGAGAUCUUUGUGGGUCCGAACGGACAGGCUUGCGUGGACAUCAUCGCUGCAUUUGACGAGUAUCAAGGACAGAGUCAGAGCCGCAGGAAUCCGCAACAGCAGCUCAGCUAUGUGCAGGAGCUUCUGAAACUUCAUGCGGUCACGGAGGAGGUGGUUCCGAAUGACACGGAGGCCAGCAUUGUCACGAACCUGCAAUCUCUGCAACCCAGUGGUGAAGAAUGUGCUGUGAGGACAACCAGCAACGUAGAAGCCAAAGCUUUGGCAGUGACGACCUCUAGCUUAGAGGAUUAUCUGUUUCGUGGCAGUCAUCCUUUGCUGGCAGGCAUGAGCUGGGCGACAUAUGGAACGUGGGUGUACCGGAUCGAAUUGCCGCCACAGCAAGAGAUUUCGGUGCGCUCAGCGGUUGCGCGGUUCGUGGACCUGUAUUUUGAUCCGUCCUACAAGUUGUACAACUCCCACGCGCAACGCAUUUGCAGUGAACCUCGGGUGCCGAUGUUUGAAGGUUUCACGAUGCCGCCGCUGACUCAUGACAGCGAGCGAAAUGCUAUGUACAAACAAGUACAAUGUAGGCCUGUGGCUGUUCAGGUUGAUGAGAGUGUGCAGCACACGAUGGAGGAAUUAGUUUUGAAUGCUUUCAAAACUUUUUCGAGUCCACAAGAAACCGGUGACAAAGUGGACCAGUCGCUGCGAGCACACACAGCCUUUACGCAGUCGUAUUUGGAAUGGGCGGUUGUCAUGGAAGAAGAAGCCCAAAUGGCCAGGCAUCGCUUUGCUGAAAGAUUUGAAUUUCCUUCUUUGUGGGAAACACAAGAAAUGAUGGAGCUCUUGGAGGAGAAGCUACAGCUGGUCAGCGGUGGCACCUUGCCGGCGACGCAGAAAGACUUCGAUGUUGGGAAGCCACGAUGCACUGCCUCCAUGUAUUCUUCUUUUCUGGCGCAACAGCGAAUUGCAAAUCUGGAAGGCCUUGCGCGAGCCAGACAGAGCAAACCCAAGCGCAGAAGAGACGAAGAUGCUCGUUUGCAUGAGGAGUAUGUGAAGGUGCACACAGUUGGUGAAGGUGAUGAUGACGGUCUCGGUGUUGAGAAUGAUGAGGAAGUAGAAGCUAUGUUGGAGCAAGCAAUUCCUGCAAAAGAAGUGUCUCCGCCCAUUUCUUUGAAACCCACAGCAGAAGAACAGAAACAGCUUUUGCGAUUUGAGCUGCAAGGUCGUCGGACUGAAUAUGUGAAGAUGUUUUUACAGGAAACGUGGAUGAAAGACGAUCCGUUCGAAGCAGCUUCACUUUGUCGCAACAGUGAACAUCAACGACAUGAACUGCUUUUGGCCGAUUUAUCACGGUUGAAUCAGGAUGAGCGUGCAGAUGUUUAUGGGAAUCUACGAGAGAAUCUCCAGGAAGAGAAGGAAGUGGCGCGCGACAGUGAUGAGCGAGAGACGGUGUGUCGACUGCGAAUCAUGCAAGAACUUUUACCUCGCCUACCUCGAGAUUGCGCUCGCUUCACAGAUCAGAACAUCUAUGCAAAUCCCUCGGACAUGCUGUCGGACAUGGUUGCAAAUCUGCCGUCGAAUCGGCGUCUCAACGAAGACCAACAUAUCUUUAUUUUACGGUUUGCAGACGUUUUGGACACGGUAUGGAAAGAGGACCAGGACCUGCCGCCGGAGCGACGAUCGGUGUACCACAUGUUGUUAUUGGGCCAAGGUGGAUCCGGCAAGACACACAUUGUGCAAAAUUUGAUUUUUCCGGUUGUGCAUUUUAUUUGGCCGGCAAAGAAGGAAGAAGAGACUUUGAUGGUGGUUGCCGCAAAGAAUGCACAGGCCAAGAACAUAUCCACUGAGACUGUGCGUGCGAAGACGUUGCAUAUGGCAGGCUGCAUGCGCGUCCAAAGUUUAAGCAACUCUCAGAUGGCUGCGGGCAAGAAAGAAAAAGCUUUGGAGAGAAUGUGGAAGAACAUUCGUGUGUUGAUUAUUGAGGAAAUCAGCAUGGUUGCCGCAAUCUUAUACAAUAUGCUUGAUUACCGUUCUAUGUUGGGCCGCAGAGUUGCUUUCAAGGUGGAUCCACAGACUUACACCAAAGUUGGCUGUGCUUUCGGUCGCGUGCCCAUCGUCUUGCACUUGGGCGAUUUUUUUCAGUUACGACCCACGGCGCAGAUGUCAUUGCUUGAAGAUAUGGAUGGGCAAGAUGCAGAUGGCAGAUACGUUUACCAAGACGUGCCUUUGGAAGUGCAGCAUGGGCAAAAACUAUUUUCGCAGAUACCAGAUGUCUUUGAGCUGCGCGGCACGAUGCGUUUCCAACCCCAGGAUCCUCUGAUUGAGAUUUUGCAGUGCAUGCGUCUUGGUCACGCCAUGCCGGACAGGCUUUGGGCGCAGUUUGAAGAGCGUGUUGUGCGCGAUGAGUUGCCUGGAGUUGCAGAUGCUCGCUUGUAG